GGUGUUCUCAACCGUGGAACUAAAUGUUGGCCAAACGCGUGUUUCACUGGGACAAUAGUGAAUGGUGCACACUUCCUUCGCCAAGCCACAGAACAAAAAGUCACAUUUAAGAGUUGCUGGUGUAACAAUUGGAAGAACAUAUUUCACUUCUCUCUUCUACAUGCGGCUAAUGAGCAUUCUUGUGACCCAAGGAGUGAGGAUUAUGCCCAAAAUAUCAGCUAAACGGAGCGAACAUGUCAUGUGCUGAAAGAUAUAAACAUCCCAUCAGUCGGCAUCCCAGUGAGAGCAGACAUUGUACAACGUCUGUGAAGAACAUCUUCACCCUGAGCAACAUAAGAGGAGCUUCAGGAUGGUAACGGAGGAGCCACAGCCCUCCCACAUUAAGAAGGAAGAGGAAUACCCACUGAUGCCACAUUUUACAAAGGAAGAGGAGGACCCACUGACUCCUCGCACCAAGGAGGAAGAGGACCCACUGACCCCUCACAUUAAGGAGAAAGAGGAGGACCCACUGACCCCUCACAUUAAAGAGGAAGAGGAGAAACCACUGACCUCUCACAUUAAGGAGGAAGAGGAGGACCCACUGACCCCUCACAUUAAGGAAGAAGAGGAGUACCCACUGACUCCUCACAUUAAGGAAGAAGAGGAGUACCCACUGACCCCUCACAUUAAGGAAGAAGAGGAGGACCCACUGACCCCUCACAUUAAGGAGGAAGAGGAGGAACACAGCAUCAGUCAGGAGAGAGAGGAUCUUGAAGGGCUGGAGGAAGUUGAUGUCACCAAGAUGCCAUUGACUGGUGUGAUUGUGAAGAGUGAAGAUGAUGAUGUCAAAGGUGAAAGUGAGGAGAAGAGAGAGGCGGAGCCUCCAAGCAGCAGCUCAACUCAACACAUGACAACAGAAGCUGAUGGAGACCACUGUGGAGGAUCACAAGCAGACAAGAUCUUAGCUCCACUAUCAGAUAGUGACGACACAACGUCUCACUCUCCUGACACUGAUGAUGAAGACUCUGAAGAUGAUAAGACAUGUCACACUGACAACACACGCUUUACAUGUUCUCACUGUGACAAAACUUUUAAAUGGCGUAGUAAUCUGAAAGUACACAUGCGAAUACACACUGGAGAAAAACCCUUUUCCUGCACAGAAUGUGGUAAAAGAUUUGCACAAAAUAGUAUUCUGAAAAUACAUACAAGAAUGCACACUGGAGAAAAACCGUAUUCCUGUUCAGUCUGUGGUAAAGGUUUUGCACGAAAUGAUUAUCUGAAAAUGCACAUGGGAUUGCACACAGGAGAAAAACCCUUUUCCUGUUCAGUCUGCGGUAAAGAUUUUGCACGAAAUAGUCAUCUGAAAAUACACGUAAGAUUGCACACUGGAGAAAAAUCAUUUAUCUGUUCAGUCUGCGGUAAAGGUUUUGCACAACAGAGUAAUCUGAAAAGACACACAAGAAUGCACACUGGAGAAAAAAACAUUUUCAUGUCCAGUCUGUAGUAAAGGUUUUAUAUAGGGAUGUCCGAUAAUGGCUUUUUGCCGAUAUCCGAUAUUCCGAUAUUGACCAAACCCUUAAUUACCGAUACCGAUAUCAACCGAUACCGAUAUCAACCGAUAUAUACAGUCGUGGAAUUAACACAUUAUUAUGCCUAAUUUGGACAACCAGGUAUGGUGAAGAUAAGGUCCUUUUUAAAAAUAAAAAAAAUAAGAUAAAUACAUUUAAAAAAAAUUAUUGAAUAAAAAAGAAAGUAAAACAAUAUAAAAACAGUUACAUAGAAACUAGUAAUUAAUGAAAAUGAGUAAAAUUAACUGUUAAAGGUUAGUACUAUUAGUGGACCAGCAGCACGCACAAUCAUGUGUGCUUACGGACUGUAUCCCUUGCAGACUGUAUUGAUAUAUAUUGAUAUAUAAUGUAGGAACCAGAAUAUUAAUAACAGAAACAAUUCUUUUGUGUGAAUGAGUGUAAAUGGGGGAGGAAGGUUUUUUGGGUUGGUGUAUUAAUUGUAAGUGUAUCUUGUGUUUUUUAUGUUGAUAUAAUACAAAAAAAAAUACAAAAAAAAUACCGAUAAUAAAAAAAACGAUACCGACAAUUUCCGAUAUUACAUUUUAAAGCAUUUAUCGGCCGAUAAUAUCGGCAGGCCGAUAUUAUCGGACAUCUCUAGUUUUAUACAAAGUAAGACUCUUUAAAGUGCACUGGAGACAAACCAUUCACCAAGGAGGCAUUAUUGAUAAUGCAGAGCAGAAAGCACACUGGUGAAAAUCCUUUUAUCAGCUCAGUCUGCUUUAAAGGUUUCAUAGACAGUCUAACUUUGAAAAGACUCUUGAAAAGACACACACUCAAGAGAAACUAUUUAGUUGCAGUGUGUGUGUGAUGAAAGAUUCCCUAAGUGUGUAAGACACACAAGCGUGCGGAUGAGAACAGCAGCAGCAAAUGAAGACGCAGGAUGUUUUGUCAUUGUUCUGUGUGUUACAAGCUUGACAAAUUGCUUCUAACUUUUAUGUUCCAACACGUUCACCUUUGCAUGCUAAGAGCAUUUUUGAACUGUUUGCGGUCUAUAGUGUUCAUUUUUGUUUGGUAACUGACAGACCAUGAGAGAUUAUCAUCACACUUCAACAUCUCUAACAUGUAAAUGUAAAAUGUAAAUGUAAAAAUGUUCUUAAAUGUUUUACCCCGGAUGAAUAGAUGUUAAAUAAAUACAUGUAAACUCGGAAGUAAAUGUUUAUAUACUACAUUACCCAGAAUGGUUAGUGCUCUAGACAGGUACAGGAAGUAGGUUUAAGUUAUGUUGGAGGACAACAUUUGUGCCGUUUGAUCAAUAAAGAGUUGAUAUAUUCUUACAUGUUGUUGUUCCUGCUUUGUCUACACAAGAAACACAUUUGGAUA
Messenger RNA from Nerophis lumbriciformis (worm pipefish), 2867 nucleotides. NCBI's taxonomy places the organism in Eukaryota, Metazoa, Chordata, Actinopteri, Syngnathiformes, Syngnathidae. The record is from RefSeq and is a predicted model, not a curated record.